CUUUUCCCUCCCCCGAACACUCUCUUUCUUUCUCAAUUUUUUCACUCUUUUGCCGACCAAAUGAAACCCCAGUAGAGUCCCAACUUUCUCAUUCUCCGACGCGCUUUCUCUUUCUCCCUCUCUCUCUUCCUCUCUCCCUCUCUCUACAAAUGCAGGACAUAUUUGGAUCAGUUCGGCGAUCAUUGGUGUUUCGUACUCCGCCGGAUAAUGAAGAGUCGUCCACAUCGCCAAUCGGAGGAGUAGGAGGUCCAACUCUGGUGGAUAAGAUCAAUUCCUGCAUUCGCAAAUCCAGAGUCUUUUCCAAACCCUCUCCGCCGCCUCCUCCCCCGCCACAACCGGCGUCGAUCACCAUGGACAAUGCGCCUGCCAUCCGAUGGCGCAAGGGUGAGUUGAUUGGUUGCGGCGCCUUUGGACGCGUCUAUAUGGGCAUGAAUCUUGACUCCGGAGAACUUCUUGCUGUUAAACAGGUUUUGAUAGCAGCAAAUAGCGCUUCAAAGGAGAAAACGCAGACUCAUAUCAAGGAGCUCGAGGAAGAAGUGAAGCUUUUGAAAAAUCUUUCUCAUCCAAACAUUGUUAGAUAUCUUGGUACAGUGAGGGAGGAGGAAACUUUAAAUAUUCUGUUGGAAUUUGUCCCCGGUGGAUCAAUAUCAUCACUUUUGGGCAAAUUUGGGUCUUUCCCCGAGGCUGUUGUAAGAGCAUAUACACAUCAGUUGUUACUGGGAUUGGAGUAUCUUCAUAAAAAUGGUAUCAUGCACAGAGAUAUUAAGGGAGCAAAUAUUCUUGUCGAUAAUAAAGGAUGCAUAAAACUAGCAGAUUUUGGUGCAUCAAAACAGGUUGUUGAGCUGGCAACAAUUUCAGGUGCCAAGUCUAUGAAGGGUACUCCGUAUUGGAUGGCUCCUGAAGUCAUUCUCCAGACAGGUCAUAAUUUCUCUGCUGAUAUAUGGAGUGUGGGGUGUACUGUAAUUGAGAUGGCCACUGGAAAACCUCCAUGGAGUCAACAAUUCCAGGAGGUUGCUGCUCUUUUUCAUAUAGGCACUACAAAGUCUCAUCCUCCAAUCCCUGAGCAUCUUUCUUCUGAGGCAAAGGAUUUUCUGCUGAAAUGUUUGCAGAAGGAACCCAAUUCCAGGCCAGCUGCAUCUGAAUUGCUUCAGCAUCCCUUUGUGACUGGAGAAGAUAUGGAAUCACAUCGUCUUUCUUGUGCUCCUGUCAUGGAAAAUUUGGAAACACCUAUGCCAUCAUGUGCUAAAAACUUGGAGACCUUUAAAAUGUCAACUUGCUCAGACACAACUGAUAUCUGUAACAUGGGUACUCUGCACUGCUCAACUGGGUCUCCUGGAAAUUUAUUGGAUAGUAGGUGUAAUUGGAAAGGAAAUAGCAGUGAUGAUGACAUGUGUCAGAUUGAUGACAAGGAUGAUGUCACAAUGAGUGGAGUAAAACUCAAUUCUUUGAUUUCUGAUGACUUUAAGAGUUUUAACCCUGUAAGUGAGCCAUCUGAGGAAUGGGAAUGCAAAUUCAAUGGAACUUCAGAAGGAGAAUACAAAGGAUUAAAUUUGGAAACUGAGCAACAGAUUCCUUUGCCGACUAAAUGUGCUGAAACUCUUAGUGAUGUGGAUAAAGAUUUCUCAUUUCCUUGUGGACCAUCACUUUCUGAGGAUGAUGAUGAACUGACCGAAUCAAAAAUCGCAGCAUUCUUGGAUGAGAAGGCUCUCGAACUGAAGAAACUGCAAACACCCCUGUAUGAAGAGUUCUUUAACAGCUUGAAUGCAGUUGCCUCUCCCACUUACGUUGAAAGUACAUGCGAUGAAACUACUCCAAGGUACUUGAAAUUACCUCCAAAAAGCAGAUCACCCAGUCGUGGUCCUAUUGGUUCCCCAUCUGCCGCAGUUGAUUCUCUUAGUACUGGAAGCCCUGGGAGUAAUGGUAGGCCUGUAUCAAGUAUUUGUAAUGCAAGUGAUCAAACUUUGAAGAACACACCUUCACCUCCUCUCAAUAAUUUGAAAGGGCUUGCUGUUGAUGCACAGCAGGAGCCAAAUAGUCCGAGCAUGAGCUUUUUGGAGAGACAGAGGAAGUGGAAGGAAGAGCUUGAUCAGGAGCUUGAGAGAAAGCGAGAGAUGAUGCGUCAAGCAGGUGCAGGAGGGAAAACGUCAUCACCUAAAGAUCGAGCCUUAAAUAGGCAGAGAACAAGGUUUGCGUCUCCCGGAAGCUAAUGAUGUAUCCAAGAGUGUUUUUGCUGGCCUUUCGAGAGUUCUUCCUUUCGUAUAGUAGAAUCACUGAAGCUGCAAUAUCUGGUGAGAAAGAAUGGUAAAAAUAACACCAGCUGCAGUCAGUUUUUGAACUCCACAACGAAAACAGCAGUGCGACUCAUUCAAUUCAAUUCCUCAUUGCUCAUCUGACAAGUGGCUGAGCUACAUUGAAGUGUGAAAUCAUGAGAUAAUUUUUUUUUUUUUUCCCUUUGGGUGGUUUUGGUGAGGAAUACCUGUUUCUUGAGUUUGUAUCCAAGUGCAUAGAAUUUGUAAUAAUUUAUGUAGAAUAAUUUGUGAUUAGAGAAUACUAUGAAAUUUUAUGCCACUUUUUAGGUGUGGUUUGAUCAGAAUACAUCGGAGUCUUGUGAUUACAAAAUACAUUUUCUC
Messenger RNA from Humulus lupulus (European hop), 2630 nucleotides. RefSeq names its product mitogen-activated protein kinase kinase kinase ANP1-like. The coding region runs from base 150 to 2207 and encodes 685 amino acids. Gene Ontology annotation, molecular function: ATP binding; protein kinase activity. The record is from RefSeq and is a predicted model, not a curated record. Gene Ontology annotation, biological process: protein phosphorylation. The transcript has 17 exons. Lineage: Eukaryota; Viridiplantae; Streptophyta; Magnoliopsida; Rosales; Cannabaceae.